AGUCCUUACAUGUUGAACUGGAUUGCGUGUGUGUGCUGGUGCUCCCUGGAAAACCCAGCUCUCUUACCCUGAUGGUGUUUUAACUACUGUCCUUCCUACCUGCAGAUAACCUGGUUUUCCUUAUGGUAACCGCGGCACCUGGCUGAUGAGCAGGGCGUUGAGGCCACCGAAUGAGGCCGGGGCGCAGACCUGGGAAGCGGAGGACGAUGACAUGGCAGAAGGCGACUUAGGGUACGGCCUCGGGAGAAGGCCCGGCGGUAUUUAUGAAGUGCCAGUUUCACACUUGGUCACAUCUAGAAGAAGAUCAGAUGAGACGAACUGUAGUCCUCCCCCGUUUCCCAGGAAGGGGGAAGAAAGAAGUGGUGCUGUUUGUCGGCGUCCCAGGCCUCAAGACACAUACCGUGAAGGGCCCAGGACCCCCCAUCACAGACGACACAGUAGCACUGAUUCUAAUUCGGAAUUGCCAAAUGUAGAGUUAAAGCAACGUCUUGAUGAAACAUUAGAGGAGGUAGAAAAUUUAAAAACUGAACUGGAGGCCUCUCAAAGACAACUGGAAGGUAAAGAGGCAGCACUGAAAAUUCUUCAAAGCAUGGCAAUAUUUGGCAAAGCCACAAGUCAUACCCAGGCAAUAUUUCAAAAAACUGUGGACGAAAAGAGAUCCUUGGAGAAGGAAAUAAAUGCCUUGCAGUGGAAAAUAGAAUUUGAUCAGAAUAGAAUAAAAAAUAUAGAGGAAACUUGGACCCAAAAAUAUGACAGGCUAAACUGUGAAAAUGCAGUCCUCAAAGAGACUUUGAACCUAAAAACAGAAGAAAUUAAAAUGCUGAAGUCUGAAAAUGCAAGCUUGAAUCAACAGUAUUUGGAAGCCCUGGCUAUGCUUGAAAUCAAACAGCAGAAGAUGGUUCAGGAAAACAUGUGCGAUGCUAAAAGUGACUUUACAGAGUUUUCAGGCCUUGAGCUUGCGGUCCUUGGAGCCUGCCUUUGUCAUGGUCCUGGAGGGAGCCCCUGUUCCUGUGCCAAAAUGGCGGCAUCUGCUCAGAAAAGGAUUCUUCAGCUCAAACAAGAGCUGGAACUUUUGCAGAAGAGAAAAGAAGAAGCUUACAUAAUGGCAGAUGCAUUCAGAAUUGCAUUUGAGCAACAACUAAUGAGGAAAAAUGACCAGGCACUAAGAUUGACACAAAUGGAUAAAAUGUGUAAAAAAGAAACAAAAUGGAUAAAUUCGAAGCACCUUAAAGAGGAUGGAUCACUAUCACAAAGGACUAAGAAGACCCUAGGGCAGAAACUGUUGGGUAUGCUCCCUGCAGAAAAUAGUUCUAAGAAGACUGAAGACCAGGAUAACCCUCAGGAAGUCUUUAAGAUGCUAAUAGAUUUGCUGAACGAUAAAGAAGAAGCUUUGGCUCAUCAGAGAAAAGUUAGCUACAUGCUUGCUCGGGCACUGGAAGACAAAGACAUAGGCUCAAGAGAGAAUAAAGAAAAAAAUCCCAUGAAGGACAAUUUUCCAUUAAAACACCCCAAGCAGAAAACAUCAGAAUUCUCUGUUUUGCAUGAUCCUGUACGUUCAAGUGUUCACAUUUUUAAUUCUGUGGGCUGUGUUUGUUCAAUCCAGCACCUUCAUACAGAUCAAAACUAUAAAAGAACUCUGAAAAGAUCUCAUUCUUUGCCACGAAAUAUCAUCUUUCGAAGAUAAACCAGUUGAAAUUAGAACUGAGAACUGUUUGUCAAGAGACUUUGAAAAAGGAUUGUGUAAACAUUGCCACAUCUUCAGAAAUUGUAUGUUUUCCGGGUAUUUCUAAAUUUUAGGAGGCAGUUUAAAUACUCAAAUGUUUUCUAUAAGAAAUUUAUUAGUAUUCUGUGAUGACAUAUUUAUAAAUUACAUUACUAUAUUUUAUAAAAUCUUCAUUUUUUGCCAACUUCUUGAAAACAAAAAUAUUUUUUUGAGAAAAGCAAAACAUUAUUUAACUAUUUAGAAUGACUAUGGGGAUCUUUGACCGGCUCAAGCAAGAAUAUAAUGUAAAUUAAUGCUCUAAGAAAUAACAACAAUGCCUAGGAGUGAUGGAAUGUUAAUUUUUGAAAUAUAUUUAUCAUGUUUUA
Myotis davidii is the source of this 2088-nucleotide messenger RNA. RefSeq names its product coiled-coil domain containing 125 (gene CCDC125). NCBI's taxonomy places the organism in Eukaryota, Metazoa, Chordata, Mammalia, Chiroptera, Vespertilionidae. Gene Ontology annotation, cellular component: cytoplasm. The record is from RefSeq and is a predicted model, not a curated record. The transcript has 11 exons. The coding region runs from base 146 to 1684 and encodes 512 amino acids. Gene Ontology annotation, biological process: negative regulation of cell motility; negative regulation of Rho protein signal transduction.